Molecule: messenger RNA, 507 nt
Organism: Rotaria sp. Silwood1
Lineage: Eukaryota; Metazoa; Rotifera; Eurotatoria; Philodinida; Philodinidae
Source: the annotation of a GenBank genome assembly
AUGAAUCAGAUUCCAGCACAAUUCAAUGGACGUUUACUUCAUUCUGAUGAAGAUGCCUUAUCAUCAUUUGAAAAUGAUGAUUUUGAAUUAUUACAAUAUCGAGCAUCAGUUAUGAGUAUUCUAACUCUUGAAACAACACUUCGUUCUUCUUCAAAUUCAAAUUUAUUUCAACGAAAACGUGCAUCAAAUACUUUAGUUACAUAUACAAAAUCACCUUCAACUGAUAUAAAACGUGGUACACGUACGAAUUUACCUCAUAUACAAAAAUCUCCAUAUCGAGAUAGUUUAAAAUUUUUUGAAACAUUUAAUACAGCUAAUACUGUUGAUAAUAAUAAUGAAAGUUAUUGGAAAAUGAAUCGUUCAUUACGAUAUGGAGAUUUAUAUGGAAUUGAUUUUCAAACAAUACAAACUAAUCAUGGUUUUCAAAUUUUUCGUUUUAUUAAAUUUAUGUCAUUAAUUGAUGAUGAAAAUUCAUUUCAUAUUUGUGAAAUACGUUUGAUUAAUUAA